AUGCGAUUGGGUUUAGUGGCCGUUGUGUGUGCUCGUAGUUCUACGUCAACUGGACAGCUUAGCUAUGAGCUGUUCCAUAACCGGGCCGACUCUGCUAGACUUUAUCAGGUACUGGCUUUAGAAGUAUCUCUUUACUGGUUGGAAGAUGAAAUCAUGCGUGCCGGCGCGCCUUAUGGAGUGGUGAACUUUGGUCAGGCAACUAUGAAUAUGAUGCGGUUGGAGCACGGUUACAAGAUCUGGGGACGCGAACUCACGCUUGACACAAAUCCGUUUGAGUGUGGAUUGGGUGCUUUGGUCGACUUCACUAAGGAAGACUUCAUUGGGAAAAAGGCUGCUCUGGAAUUGAGUAAGCAAACGUUCGAUCGUAGACUGGCAUUGCUCACAUUUGAUCCUGCCGAUAAUCCUCAUGUGCCUCUUGAAUGGAAGAAUCUUCCAUUCGGAAUGGAAGUAGUUCGUCGAGAAGGCCACGAAGAGCGCAUUGGUCAAAUUACCUCUGGCUCGUACAGUGUUCGCCUACAACGACCGAUCGCUUUCGCGUGGAUUAAUAACGAUGUGCAACCGAAUGAAAAGGUUGUUAUCAGUGGAUAUUGGGUCAGACCACAUGUUGAUUGCUACAAUCCUCGAGAAUAUUCCUCACGAUCCUAUUCAGUAAAUUUUGCCUUUAGUAUAUUUAUGGCACGCAGAACUCGCGGUAACGACGUUGAUCCUUUUCUACGAAGUAAAAUCCAAUAUGAGUACAACCUCGAUCUUUUUGAGCAAAAAUACAGGAAACUCCAGGAGCGGGAACUUCAGUCAGGAGUCGAGAUCGAUUUAAUUACUGACGAUAUAUAUGUUCCAAAUAAUUUUUCGGAGCGAGCCCUACAAGCAAAAUGCAAUCAGUUGGAGAGAUCAGGCAAGGAAUUCGGGUUCGGGAAGCUCUCUACUACAUGUAAUAGCUUCGAAGUGUUCGGCAAAGGCCACACGAAACGCGCGAAGGAAUGCCAACAGCUCCACGCCGAUUUCAAAGCAAAGUUCGAAAGGCGAUACCCUAAAUGGCAACCCUAUAAUCCUCAAAGUCGUCCAAAAGUAAAAAGAACAAUCAGGGAAACAGUAAAGGUAAAGGAGUUGGUCUUUGAAGAACCCCUGGAUUAUCUCUAUUAUAUCAUGAAAAUCAAAGGGUUCCCUCUUCAUGUAUUCGACCAGCAAGGUGCUGUAUCUCUUCCAAUGGUGGUUGGAGACUGUUCAAAAUCGCGAGAGUGUUCACCAGUGCAUCAUAAUCUGCCAGUUGCAGGAGCUCAUGACUUACCGAAGCUCAUGGAGUUGGUCUUUGAAGAACCCCUGGAUUAUCUCUAUUAUAUCAUGAAAAUCAAAGGGUUCCCUCUUCAUGUAUUCGACCAGCAAGGUGCUGUAUCUCUUCCAAUGGUGGUUGGAGACUGUUCAAAAUCGCGAGAGUGUUCACCAGUGCAUCAUAAUCUGCCAGUUGCAGGAGCUCAUGACUUACCGAAGCUCAUGGUAUCCGAUAAGGACUGUUCAAGAUCAAGGGAGUGUUCGCCAGUACGGACUGUUACGACUGCUAAGGAAGCUUGUACCCUGGCGAAAUUUGCGAUAACAGAUAGGGACUGCUCGAGGUCGAGAGAGUGCUCUCCCGAGUGCUACCGCAAAGGCACCGUCGAAGCGAGUCCUGAAAAUGUUCCAUCUUGCAGUGACGAUCGUGGUCGAGAUACAGACAUACGCUAUUGUGUGGAUGUGAACAAUAAAAUUGUCCAGAAGGAUACCUCAAAACCUAAAGUCGGCCCCGACUCGACUUCUGGCACAACACUUCAGAUGGCCGACGAGGGUUCUUCGUUAGCUUCUACUGAUUCUUCAAAAGCCACUUCAGUGCCACCAGCACCAAUCCAGUUCGAUAGCUCAAGUCAAGCUGCUGCUCCUCAUCGUAUUACAAGGAGUGCUGUUCGGCAGGCCAGUAAUACAAAAGGUGCAGUUGAUCAUCAAACUCCUGCUACAUCUGGUACUAAGGAAGGCAGUUUUCGUCAACAGAAGUAUGCCGCCCAAAGUAACAAUUGUAUAGCGGCAAAACCAAGUGCGUUACAUGAAGUUACCCCUACUUCAUCGAAGACACCACGAAGGGUUGCAACCCAAAAGAAAAGCAGUACUGGAAAGCGGAAAAAGACAGCGUCAACGCCGCGGACUCCUACGAAUCUAGUGUAUAGCACUGAUGGAGGAAAAGUUGCUCGAUCUGAAACGAAUCCAGCCAAACAAGUGUCGCCAUCUUUGAAAACAAGUAGGGUUGCAGUCACUCAUGCAACCCGUGAGGCGUCCGCUCAGAAGAGUGUGAAGAAGGCGAUGAUGGCAAAACCAAGUACUUUGCAUAAUGUUACUCCUCCCUCAUCGAAAACAUCUCGCAGAACAUCUCACAAGGAGAGCACCACUGGAAAGCGCAAAAGGGCAGCGUCAACGCCGGUCACUCCUGAAAAUUUAGCCUCUAGCACACCUAGCACUGAUGGAAAAAGAGCUCGUCGAUCUGAAACGGAAAAUGCUGGAAAGAAGUUUUCAUCACAGAAAACAAGUAAUGCUGGAGUCACCCGCGAGGCGCCAGCUCAAAAGACUGUACAGAAUCUUAUGAUGGCAAAACCAACUACUUCACAUAAAUUUACUCCUACCUCAUCGAGAACGCCUCGUAGUGGUGCAUCUCAGAAGCAAAAGCGAACUGAUGGAGAAAGAGUUCGGCGAUCUGAGACGGAUGUUGUUGGAAAAAAGUCUUCAUCUCCAAAAACAAGUAAUACUGGAGUUACACAUGCAACUUGUGAGGCGCCCGCUCAGAAGACUGGAAAGAAAGCUCAGCGACCAGAAGGAUCAAGAAAGAAGUCAAGUAGAAGUCACCUUGCCUCUCCAUCAUUGAAUAAUUCAUUAUCACCACAAAUGGUGACGCCGGUUGUCAACCAUCGCCCUACCUCGGUUUCGCCUGAGAUCACAAUUGGGAGAAGUUCUCUUCGAUCCCGAAUUCGAGCUGUUUCGAAAGCUCCACUAUCGUCAGCCAAGGCGUCAAGUGCGAAAUCCAGUCGGGUUGCUAGUACAUGUGAGGCAGACAGAACGAAAACGACUCGGUCUGUGAAGGGCAUCGAGAGGAAGAUGUCAUCAAGGUCAGCGCCUACUCCUGUGGCUCGUGCUGUUGCUGGAUCUUCCAAGGGCAGUCGUCGUCCAAGAACUAAAUCUUCGAAGAAUGCCCCGUCAAAAAUAUCGACACAGCUGGUCGUGCUCGCUCGCAAAGACGGUUCAUCUCCUUCACCGACGACAUCGACUGGGAUCCAAGACAGAAGCUAUCUAAGUACAAUGGCAACCGCAUCGUCGACGACAAGAAGAGCAAGGUCGAAUGAAAGCGAUAUCUCUGACGAAAAAUCGUUCUCUGCCGAGGCACCAAGCGGUCUGUGGGAUGAGAGUGUCCAGACGGUUUUCGACUCAUAUGAAGAAAGUUUUCCUGUGAGCAGCAAGAAAAUGACGAUACUUGGAUUUGAUGCCCAGGAGUUCAGAAAGCAUUGUGGUGACUCUUCCCAAACGACGCUAUCCAGUUUCGUUAGCUGCGCUCGGAAAUAUCGAGAAAUUUCAGGCGAAAGCUAUUUGGACAAUGGUUUGAAAGAAGAUCGACGGGCAAUGGCUUCUGCGAAAUCGCGAAAUCGUGCUCUCAAGAAUGGCUACUUCGCAUGA
Cooperia oncophora is the source of this 3681-nucleotide messenger RNA. NCBI's taxonomy places the organism in Eukaryota, Metazoa, Nematoda, Chromadorea, Rhabditida, Trichostrongylidae. The record is from the annotation of a GenBank genome assembly.